This is a messenger RNA of Cryptomeria japonica (Japanese cedar), 1043 nucleotides long. RefSeq names its product probable aquaporin PIP2-8. Gene Ontology annotation, biological process: transmembrane transport. Gene Ontology annotation, molecular function: water channel activity. Bases 22 to 918 code for a protein of 298 amino acids. Gene Ontology annotation, cellular component: plasma membrane. The transcript has 4 exons. The record is from RefSeq and is a predicted model, not a curated record. Lineage: Eukaryota; Viridiplantae; Streptophyta; Pinopsida; Cupressales; Cupressaceae.
GUGGCUACUGGAUUUUAAGAUAUGAGAAGGGAAGUAGAUCAGCAGCCCUGUUUAGAGAAGGACUACUGUGAUCCCCCGCCUGCUGUUUGCUUAGAGUGGAAAGAAUUCAAGCUCUGGUCUUUGUACCGUGCAGCCAUUGCAGAGUUCAUUGCCACAUUGCUCUUUCUCUACAUAACCUUAUCCACAAUUAUAGGUUAUUCCAAGAACGAUGAUAAAUGUGGAGGUGUGGGUGUAUUGGGUGUUGCAUGGUCCUUUGGAGGCAUGAUCUUUGUUCUGGUCUAUUGCACAGCUGGUAUCUCAGGUGGGCAUAUAAAUCCAGCAGUGACAUUUGGGCUCUUUUUGAGUCGCAAGGUGUCCUUACCAAGAGCUGUUUUGUACAUUAUAUCUCAGUGUCUGGGAGCCAUCUGUGGUGCUGGGCUUGUAAAGGCCUUCCAGAAAACUUUGUAUUAUGAAUAUGGAGGUGGUGCUAAUUUUGUAGCUCAUGGGUAUACCAAAGGAGUAGGGCUGGGUGCAGAAAUCAUUGGUACCUUCGUGCUAGUCUACACAGUUUUUUCUGCUACAGAUCCUAAGCGCAAUGCCCGUGAUUCUCACGUUCCAGUAUUGGCACCACUACCAAUUGGGUUUGCUGUAUUCAUGGUGCACUUGGCAACAAUACCAAUAACAGGGACAGGCAUCAAUCCUGCAAGGAGUUUUGGUGCAGCUGUCGUAUAUGGGCACCAUCAGAUUUGGGCUGAUCAUUGGAUCUUCUGGUUAGGCCCUUUCAUGGGAGCAAGCUUUGCAGCAGCAUAUCAUCAAUAUGUUUUACGUGCUACGCCUAUAAGACUGUUGGAAUCCUUUCGUGCUAGCAGCAAUCUAAACGUUAAUGGCAACAACAAUCAACAGAACCAAUGCUUUUCCAUUUUUAAUACAAGUUCUUGAGUUUUGAUGAGUCAUAAUUGUCUGUAAUCUUUAAAGAUCUAUGGACAUUCUUUGUGAAGAAUUUUGUAUUUAUAGGACAGUAUAUUGCAACGUCCAAAUUAAUAUACUCACAGUGAAUUCAUUUU